Messenger RNA from Parastagonospora nodorum SN15, 1701 nucleotides. RefSeq lists its product as hypothetical. Lineage: Eukaryota; Fungi; Ascomycota; Dothideomycetes; Pleosporales; Phaeosphaeriaceae. The transcript has 3 exons. The record is from RefSeq and is a predicted model, not a curated record. Bases 1 to 1701 code for a protein of 566 amino acids.
AUGUACCGCUUGGGCCUGAUUCCUGCUCUCUCCACAUAUCUGACAUCCCUCCUCCCCUUCCGCACGGCUAUGAGUGGAACCGCUCCUCGCCGCUGCGCUCCCUCCCCAGACACGUCGUCUUCCAUGUACCCCGACCGGCCCAUCCGCCCUCUGCCCCGACGCUCUCUGCGCGCGAGACUGUCUCCCGAACAAGCCGAGACCAUUGUAUAUCCCGACCAUCCUGCCUCGACUGGCCCGCUGUUCAACUACCCGUACUCGGCCAACGAGAACGGCGGCAGAGCGCUACGGACGGGCGAGAGUGACCACCAUGCUUGCCACUGCGGUCACACUCACUCGGAAGUAGAGAGCGACGAGGAGGAAGACGAACGGGCUACCAGUACAAGCAGGCACCUGGCUGGCAAGCCCGUGACUGGCGCGCCAGGCGGCUAUCCCAAGGCAGUGUCCACGGCGUCUUCUGUGGAUGGGUACGAUUCUUUCGAGCACACCAACAACAAGAAGAAGCGCAAAAUCCCAAACAUGGGCAGCAACGGGUCGCACCAUACGAGCAUCUCUGCGGAUCUGGCAAGCAUGGGCAUCGCACACGCUCACGAGGCAGGCGCCAUGGACGAUGGCGACGGGCCGGGACGCUACUACGCCUCCGCGCCCUCGACGCCCCAGCAUGGCACCGGCAAAGGAGGAACAGGCAUCUCGGGCGCAGGCAGAGGACCCUUUAACGGCUCCGGCUCAGGACGCUCUGAGCGACGAGUAUGUCCACCCGAGCAAAGCGGCAUCAUCUCGACCGCCAUCGCCAACGCGCAAGCAACCCCGCCGCCCCACGGCAACGAGAACGUGAGCCUGCUGCAGCAGGAAGCCGCCAAGAACAGCGCCAACAAGACACAAUUCACCUUCACGUGCGGCUCCGACUCGGCAAACAAGAUGGUCUGGCCCGGCCAGGAAAACGGUCCCUACCCUCAACCGCCGGGCGCCUACCCAUCCUCCAACGCCGCUCCCCACCCUCAGACCGCUCGUGCUCGCCCACCCGUCCGCCCCGACGCCCCGAUGGUGUCGACCCAGGGCACCCAGACGAGCCCCAGGAUGAACGGCACGCAUGCACCUGCUGCCAACAGAAACGCCCCACCGCCCCAGAAAGGUGCUCAACCGCCGCCGCAGCAACAGCAGGCACCGCCGCCACCAAAGCCCAAGCGCAGUGCCUCGAAGCUAUACAAGCAUGCUGCAAACAAGCGCCGCAUCCAGCAGGAAUACGCAAACUUCCACAACCCGCCCCCCAACCCCUGGAUCUGCGAGUUCUGCGAGUUCGAGGACAUCUUUGGCUACAAGCCCAAGGCCCUGAUCCGGCAGUAUGAGAGGAAAGACAGACAGGAGCGAAAGAGGCUGGCCGAGAAGCGUCGCUUGCUGGAGAAAGCCAGGAUGAAAGGGCGCAAGGGCAAGAAGGCGAGCAAGAAAGCACAGAACAACGCCAACAACGCCCAGCAGUCUCAGAAUGCUCCGCCAGGUGGCUACGACCGACGUGCCGACGACGGCUCUCUCGAUCCGCAGGACGACGAGUACUAUGACGACGAGUACGACGAUCUUCCGCACGCACCUGUUCCGCAUUGUCACCACGUUUGUCAGCAUCACCCGCACCCGCCGCCGCAGAAGGUGCCUGGCCUACCUCCCGGUGACCCUCGACUAGGCCCGCCGCCAAUCACGAAUGGCGCCUAG